AUGCAACGACCAGGAUUUGAGCAACUUCCCCUCAGGACGGGUGACCCCCCUUUCUCUGCCUGGUCCCUCUACGGGCCGAACGAUCAGCUGGGCACAUUGAACCUGUUGACUCCAGAAGUGGUGACAGACGCAGCCCAAGAGAUCAAAAGCGGGGUACGAAUAGGCCUCGACUCUAGGAUAGACUACCUUGCCAGGCCACCACAUAACAGAAAGCCCUUGACGCACACCGUUAUCCACAAAGCUCCUCGAGCCGUGCACGAUGAUGAACUGAACUUCAACAGUCAGAUUUCAAGCCAGUGGGAUGGCCUACGUCAUUUCGGGUAUCAGAGCCUAGGACUCUUUUACAACGGAGCCAAAGUGAGCGAGUUGUCAGGGCCCGAGGCGACGCCGAAUCUGGGAAUACAUGCAUGGUGUGCCCAGGGCAUCGUUGGCCGGGGGGUUUUGCUCGACUAUCUUCACUGGUCCAACUCCCACGGUAGGGCAUAUGACAAAUUGGGCGACCAUAGAAUCACUGUACAAACUCUUCAAUCUAUAGCGGACGCGCAAGGGGUGUCCUUCCGGAAGGGUGACAUACUCAUCAUCCGAACUGGGUUUCACGCGGGCUACGACUCCCUGAGCGACGAAGAGAAAAUCGGAUGGGCCCAUCAAGUACCCACGAAGCACGUGGGAGUCGAGACAUCAAGAGAAAUGGCCAAAUGGCUCUGGGAUUCCCAGUUCAGCGCCGUCGCGGCUGAUGCGCCGGCCUUCGAAGCGAUCCCAAAGCGAUCGAGCGGGAUCAACGAUUUAUUCUUGCACGAGAUUUUGCUGAGUGGCUGGGGAAUGCCGAUUGAUGACCCUGGCUAUCAGAUGCUACGACAGGCAGAACAAGGGGACGUGGAUUUCAUCACGGGUGACUACCUUGCUGAAGUCAGCUUGGCUGAAAAUGCUGAAGCGAUGCGUGCAGGAGAGCACGAUGGAUGGUUCUCCACUUGCUGGGACGGGAUUGAACAGAGCAUCGACAUCAUCGUGGAGAAGAGGAUCAAGGUGGUCGUUAACGGAGGAGGACUGAACCCUCGUGGCCUCGCUGAAAAGGUCCAAUUAUUGAAGGAGAAAAACUGCCGAGUAAAGGUUGCAUUUGUCUCCGGAGAUGAUCUAUUCGAAGAGACCAAAAACCAGAUUCAAUCGACAGGGCAAUUACCACCACAUCACGACUCAGACAACCCCAACGUGAUCGUCGACAAGCGUACGUUUGCAGUUGAGGAUCUGGAUCGCAAGCCGCUCGUGGCUGCAAACGCUUACCUUGGCGCUCGUGCUAUUGUUGCUGCUCUCAACCUUGGAGCAGACAUUAUAAUUUGCGGCCGAGUGUCAGAUGCCUCUCCCGUGAUUGCCGCGGCCUGGUGGUGGUAUGGGUGGCAAGCGACAGACUAUGAUCGGCUGGCAGGGGCAUUGCUUGCCGGUCAUCUUAUUGAGUGUUCUGGGUACGUGACGGGGGGCAAUUUUGCGGGCUUUGACGCCUUUGACCUAGAUUUACUGGUCGACAUCCCGUUCGGCAUCGCUGAAAUCUCGGACGACGGCACCUGCGUGAUUACCAUCCACGAUACGGGAAAAGGGAUAGUGAAUGUGGACGUUGUUCGUUGUCAGUUGCUGUACGAAUUACAGGGUGCCAUCUACCUCAACAGCGACGUGACAGCCGAUGUCAGUAAUGCGGAAGUCCAGCAGGUUGGGAAAAAUCGCGUCCGACUCACAGGCGUCAAGGGCAGUCCUCCGCCAGCCACGACAAAGUUGGGCAUUUUCUAUCGCGAUGGCUAUCAGUGUCAGCUGUUACUCAACGCCACAGGCUACAACACAGCGCUUAAGUGGGAAUUGCUCCAGAAACAAGUCAAAUAUGUCCUCGAGCAGAAAGGACUACUACACAAAUUUGAUGUGAUUGACUUCCAAAUUGUCGGAACGCCUGAGACAAAUCCGCGCACGCAGUUAUGUAGCACCACCUACUGUCGCAUUUUCGCUCAAGCAAACGAGGCCGCAACAGUGGCGAGCCUUCGAGGAGCCUGGGCUGAGUUCGUGAUGCAACAUUUCUCAGGUCUCCACUAUGCCCUAGACUUCCGCAGUGCAGCCCCGAUGCGAUACAUUGCAUACUACCCUGCACUAUACCCCCAAGACUCUUUGAGGGAAUUUGGACAUAUACUGAAUUCAGACGGCUCCAUCAGCCAAUCUAUCUCCGCUGAUCAUCCGCCCGAAUACCAAUCCCCUGGGAAGAGACUAAACUAUGACACUGAACCGAGUUUUGUCCCCUUGAGCACCGAAACUAAACUGGUUCGUCUAGGGGUUCUGGCCCUCGGACGAUCCGGCGACAAGGGAGGCAACAUCAACUUUGGCAUCUUCCCCAAAGUAUCCAAGAUCUGGCCGUGGUUUCAGGGCUUUAUGUCACGUACGCGCUUACGAGACUUGAUCGGGGAGGAUUGGCGAGACGAGUACUUUAUCGAGAGAAUGGAGUUUCCGGGCAUUCACUCGGUGCACUUUGUCAUCUAUGGCAUUCUAGGCCGUGGGUCGAGCAGUACAGUAGCAUUGGAUAAUCUGGGAAAGGGUUUUGCCGACUAUAUUCGGGACAAGUGGGUAGAAGUACCCGUGGAGAUAGUGCAUCAGAUUUCAGAAUGA
Messenger RNA from Exophiala spinifera, 2634 nucleotides. RefSeq lists its product as uncharacterized. Gene Ontology annotation, molecular function: arylformamidase activity. The record is from RefSeq and is a predicted model, not a curated record. Bases 1 to 2634 code for a protein of 877 amino acids. The transcript is spliced from 8 exons. Lineage: Eukaryota; Fungi; Ascomycota; Eurotiomycetes; Chaetothyriales; Herpotrichiellaceae.